CCAGUAGGCACAGUGUGUCAUGGUCACGAUGGCGACCAUCCGCAGUUUGCUAGUUUUGAUUUCACUCGUCGGUUUCGUAUGUGGUGAUCCAUUUUUCGGUAAUAACUACCAGAUUCCGCAGAGUUCGGAAUUGGUUCGAUCGGCAAAUUUAGUAGUGACUAAUCUGAACGCCGCCCGGAAUGCGGUUUCCUCGUACGGUCGAAAUCCUCCUGCGGCCAGUGUCAGUUUGAACCGGGGUGCUCGUGUGCUGGCAGAUUACGUGGGAAAUGUCAGUCAGCUGAUCGGCAAUGUCUACUCGCAGCUGUCACGGGCUGCCACAGAUCGUACUACGGAUCCGGCCGUAGUGUUCUCGAAAAUCAGCACCCAGAUAAAUGCGUUGAGACCGUUGCUUCAAAACUCAUCCGUUUAUGUUGAAUCGCUCGCAGCCUACUUUGAUUACGAAGGAGACAACAGUACUUCGUGCUUUUUUACGGAACAAAACAAUGGGAUGAAAAUAGACAUUGAAAAGCUGAGCACGAUUCUUCAGAAUGUUUCCAGGGUUGUUGAUUCAAUCGCUGGUCAGUCACUGAACACCCAGCAGUUCAUUGCCGUCCUUUCCGUUAACGGAUUGCUGCAAAAUUUAGUCGAUGCUACGCAGAGAGCUGCCAUUGCUUCUAAUGAAUAUAUGGGAAUCAUCACUCGUUAUGUGGCUGCAAUCAACGAUGCCAAUAGUGUUCGUUUGACAGUGAAUUCUAGGCUUCAGACAAGUCGUAAUGCGAUCAACUCAGCCGUGAACAGUUACAUCUCCAGUUCGAACUCCUCGUUCAACUCGAUUCUUUCGUCAACCGACAGUCUGUUCAAUCACCUCAAAACUCUAAACGAAUCGUUCGUGUUCCGCUGGCCACUGCUGUUAAGCGAUCGCGUCGAAUCGAAACUUGCUCUGUUGAAUAGUUCAAUAGAAAAUCUAAUCACAAAUCUACACUUUCGCCGGUCCGUGGUUGACAAUCACUACUCGCUGACGGGAGCCAUUUUCCGGACAUCCAACGAAGCCUUAGCAUACCUGGAGGAGGAAGCCGAACUGCUAACCCGUGUCCUGGCGAAUGCGGUUAAUCCGAACAGUUGUGCUUCGAACUUCCGAAAUCAGUUCUACAAUUUGCCCGGUUCGGUUCAGUCACUGCUAAGUCAAUGCUUCACCAGUCAGCUGAACCUGGAACGGCAGGGAGCGAAUCAGGUUCAGUCGAUUGCCAACAAUUUCCUGCGGUCGUACGUGACGGUGGUUUAUGCAAAUGCGGAAAUUUGCUUCAGCCAUCCGUUCGACCAGAUGAGCAAGUGUUUGGAUGAUUUUGUGGAUACCAUCGACUUCGGUGGAAAGUUUUUCCUGCUGGAAACUACCACUUUCUAUUUGUUCGAACAGGUGCAAUCCGAACUGACCAAUUGCAGUUCUAGACUGGUGAGCUACAUCCGGAAUGUCGGACUGCGGGCCAACUGUCAACGGAACCCCUAAUUAAAAGAACCGUCUAUUUUUGAAUAACAUUUUAUUUUUAAUGAAACAACAAAUGAAUACACCAAGCUAUUGAUCACCAACGA
Malaya genurostris is the source of this 1566-nucleotide messenger RNA. RefSeq lists its product as uncharacterized. The coding region runs from base 20 to 1483 and encodes 487 amino acids. NCBI's taxonomy places the organism in Eukaryota, Metazoa, Arthropoda, Insecta, Diptera, Culicidae. The record is from RefSeq and is a predicted model, not a curated record. The transcript has 2 exons.